This is a messenger RNA of Saccharomyces mikatae IFO 1815, 1758 nucleotides long. RefSeq names its product phosphatidylinositol 4-phosphate-binding protein (gene GGA2). The record is from RefSeq and is a predicted model, not a curated record. The coding region runs from base 1 to 1758 and encodes 585 amino acids. Gene Ontology annotation, cellular component: trans-Golgi network. NCBI's taxonomy places the organism in Eukaryota, Fungi, Ascomycota, Saccharomycetes, Saccharomycetales, Saccharomycetaceae. The transcript has a single exon. Gene Ontology annotation, biological process: Golgi to vacuole transport; protein transport to vacuole involved in ubiquitin-dependent protein catabolic process via the multivesicular body sorting pathway; Golgi to endosome transport. Gene Ontology annotation, molecular function: phosphatidylinositol binding; ubiquitin binding.
AUGUCGCACCCACACUCACAUAGCAUAUACUUGUCUGAGUUGCCUGUCAGGAAACCCCAGACCAUGGGUAAUCCUCUUUUGAGGAAGAUUCAAAGAGCUUGCAGAAUGUCAUUAGCUGAACCAGACUUGGCGUUGAAUCUUGAUAUUGCUGAUUACAUUAAUGAAAAACAAGGUGCUGCCCCUCGGGAUGCUGCUAUUGCACUUGCUAAAUUAAUCAAUAACAGAGAAUCGCACGUGGCAAUAUUCGCGCUAUCUCUUUUGGAUGUACUUGUGAAGAAUUGUGGAUAUCCAUUCCACUUGCAAAUUUCUAGAAAAGAAUUUUUGAAUGAAUUGGUCAAGAGGUUUCCAGGUCAUCCACCAUUACGUUAUUCCAAGAUUCAGAGAUUGAUUUUGACGGCUAUUGAAGAAUGGUAUCAAACAAUUUGUAAGCAUUCAAGCUACAAAAAUGACAUGGGUUAUAUUAGAGACAUGCAUCGCUUGCUAAAAUACAAGGGUUAUGCAUUUCCUAAGAUCAGCGAAUCUGAUUUGGCGGUUUUGAAGCCGAGUAAUCGAUUGAAAACCGCCAGUGAAAUUCAAAAGGAACAAGAAAUUGCUCAAGCUGCGAAACUAGAGGAAUUGAUUAGGCGUGGUAAACCUGAAGAUUUGAGAGAAGCUAACAAAUUGAUGAAAAUUAUGGCUGGAUUUAAAGAAGACAAUGCUGUCCAAGCCAAACAAUCUAUUUCCAAUGAAUUGAACAAAUUAAAGCGUAAGGCUGAUCUACUAAAUGAAAUGCUGGAAUCACAUGACUCACAAAAUUGGGACAAUGAAACUUCUCAAGAACUUCACAGUGCAUUAAAAGUAGCCCAACCAAAAUUUCAGAAAAUUAUCGAAGAAGAACAAGAGGACGAUGAAUUAGUGCAAGAUCUAUUAAAGUUUAACGAUACAGUUAAUCAAUUAUUAGAAAAAUUCAGUCUAUUGAAAAACGGUGACUCCAAUGCUGCUUCACAAAUACACCCAAUUCACGUCUCUGCUCCAUUACAGCAGUCUUCCGGUGCUCUGACUAAUGAAAUUAACCUAAUCGAUUUCAAUGAAUUGGACGAAGCGCCUUCUCAGGUUAACGACAUCACUAAUGGUACCAAUACGCCAGCAACAGCAGAAACAUCCGUUAAUGACUUGCUAGGCGAUUUGACCGACUUAUCUAUUUCAAACACUCCAAGUGCUAACCAAACAUCCUUUGGUCUCGGAGGUGAUAUUGUGUUGGGUUCCUCUCAACCUGCACCACCAGUUACUACUACCCAAAAUUCCAAUAAUACUUUGGACAUUUUGGGAUUAUCAAGCCCUCACCCACCAACUAAUAGUCAAGGAUUAAGCAGCAACGGGCUUGACCUUUUGUCAGGAUUUAGCGCAACAGUAAAUACACCUUCCACGUCUGCAAGAUCUUUAGUUAAUCAAUCUUCUAAUUUGAAGAUCGAGUUCGAAAUCUCAAGAGAAGCUAACUCAGUUAUAAGGAUAAAAUCAUUUUUCACAAAUUUGAGCUCGUCACAAAUCUCCGAUCUAGUUUUCUUAUUAGCAGUACCCAAGUCAAUGGCGUUAAAAUUGCAACCACAAUCAGGUAAUUUUUUGGCAGCUAAUGCUAAAGAUGGUGUUACCCAAGAGGGUAUUAUUGAAAAUGUGCCCGCCAAUCCUUCAAAAGCUUUGAAAGUGAAGUGGAAGGUAAACUAUUCUAUCAAUUCCAACCAGGUUGAAGAAACUGCUGUUUUUACAUUACCUAAUGUAUAA